Homo sapiens (human) is the source of this 6659-nucleotide messenger RNA. RefSeq names its product zinc finger protein 845 (gene ZNF845). Bases 429 to 3341 code for a protein of 970 amino acids. The record is from RefSeq and is a predicted model, not a curated record. Gene Ontology annotation, biological process: regulation of DNA-templated transcription. The transcript is spliced from 5 exons. Gene Ontology annotation, molecular function: sequence-specific DNA binding. Lineage: Eukaryota; Metazoa; Chordata; Mammalia; Primates; Hominidae. Gene Ontology annotation, cellular component: nucleus.
GGUUUCACCAUGUUGGCCAGGCUGGUUUCGAACUUCUGACGUCAAGUGAUCUGUCCGCUUUGGCCUCCCAACGUGCUGGGAUUGCAGGUGUGAGCCACUGUGCCCAGCCUCAUCUCGUGGCUUUAAACUUUACCCCCAUGGCCCCAUGGCCCCUGCAGACCUCUCCCCUGAACGCUACAGUCCUGUGUCCAGUUGACUCCUUAACUCUCUGCUGGGAGGAUGAACAGGCAUCUCCACCUUCAUGUGUCCAAAGCCAUGCAGGCGUCUUUCCUGUUCCUGGGCCGAGGUUGCUCCUGCCUCAAGGCGUUCAUGUGGGCUGUCCCUCUGCUGGAACUCGCUGGCCCCUCAGCUGCAGGAUUGACUUCUAAAGACUCUUGGUACGUGAGGAAGAAACCCGGAAGAGGAAGAGGAAAGCAAAGGAGUCAGGGAUGGCUCUUUCUCAGGGUCUAUUGACAUUCAGGGAUGUGGCCAUAGAAUUCUCUCAGGAAGAGUGGAAGUGCCUGGACCCUGCUCAGAGGACUCUAUACAGGGACGUGAUGCUGGAGAAUUAUAGGAACCUGGUCUCCCUGGAUAUCUCUUCCAAAUGCAUGAUGAAGGAGUUCUCAUCAACAGCACAAGGCAAUACAGAAGUGAUCCACACAGGGACAUUGCAAAGACAUGAACGUCAUCACAUUGGAGAUUUUUGCUUCCAGGAAAUGGAGAAAGAUAUUCAUGAUUUUGAGUUUCAGUGGAAAGAAGAUGAAAGAAAUAGCCAUGAAGCACCCAUGACAGAAAUCAAACAGUUGACGGGUAGUACAAACCGACAUGAUCAAAGGCAUGCUGGAAACAAGCCUAUUAAAGAUCAGCUUGGAUCAAGCUUUCAUUCGCAUCUGCCUGAACUCCACAUGUUUCAGACCGAAGGGAAAAUUGGUAAUCAAGUUGAGAAGUCUAUCAACAGUGCUUCGUUGGUUUCAACAUCCCAAAGAAUUUCUUGUAGGCCUAAAACCCACAUUUCUAAGAACUAUGGGAAUAAUUUCCUGAAUUCUUCAUUACUCACACAAAAGCAGGAAGUACACAUGAGAGAAAAAUCUUUCCAAUGUAAUGAGAGUGGCAAAGCCUUUAAUUAUAGCUCAGUCUUAAGGAAACAUCAGAUAAUCCAUUUAGGAGCGAAACAAUAUAAAUGUGAUGUGUGUGGCAAGGUCUUUAAUCAAAAGCGAUAUCUUGCAUGUCAUCGUAGAUGUCACACUGGCAAGAAACCUUACAAGUGUAAUGAUUGUGGCAAGACCUUCAGUCAGGAGUUAACCCUUACAUGCCAUCAUAGACUUCAUACUGGAGAGAAACAUUACAAGUGCAGUGAGUGUGGCAAGACCUUCAGUCGAAAUUCAGCCCUUGUAAUUCAUAAGGCAAUUCAUACUGGAGAGAAAUCUUACAAGUGUAAUGAAUGUGGCAAGACCUUCAGUCAAACGUCAUACCUUGUGUACCAUCGUAGACUUCAUACUGGAGAGAAACCUUACAAAUGUGAAGAAUGUGACAAAGCUUUCAGUUUCAAAUCAAACCUUGAAAGACAUAGGAAAAUUCAUACUGGAGAGAAACCUUACAAGUGUAAUGAAUGCAGCAGGACCUUUAGUCGGAAGUCAUCCCUUACACGCCAUCGUAGACUUCAUACUGGAGAGAAACCUUAUAAGUGUAAUGAUUGUGGCAAGACCUUCAGUCAGAUGUCAUCCCUUGUAUACCAUCGUAGACUUCAUACUGGAGAGAAACCUUACAAAUGUGAAGAAUGUGAUGAAGCUUUCAGUUUCAAAUCGAACCUUGAAAGACAUAGGAGAAUUCAUACUGGAGAGAAACCUUACAAGUGUAAUGAUUGUGGCAAGACCUUCAGUCAGACAUCAUCCCUUGUAUACCAUCGUAGACUUCAUACUGGAGAGAAACCUUACAAAUGUGAAGAAUGUGAUGAAGCUUUCAGUUUCAAAUCAAACCUUGAAAGACAUAGGAUAAUUCAUACUGGAGAGAAACUUUACAAGUGUAAUGAAUGUGGCAAGACCUUUAGUCGGAAGUCAUCCCUUACACGCCAUUGUAGACUUCAUACUGGAGAGAAACCUUACCAGUGUAAUGAGUGUGGCAAAGCCUUUCGUGGGCAGUCAGCACUUAUUUACCAUCAAGCAAUCCAUGGUAUAGGGAAACUUUACAAAUGUAAUGAUUGUCACCAAGUCUUUAGUAAUGCUACAACCAUUGCAAAUCAUUGGAGAAUCCAUAAUGAAGAGAGAUCGUACAAGUGUAAUAGAUGUGGCAAAUUUUUCAGACAUCGUUCAUACCUUGCAGUUCAUUGGCGAACUCAUAGUGGAGAGAAACCUUACAAAUGUGAAGAAUGUGAUGAAGCUUUCAGUUUCAAAUCAAACCUUCAAAGACAUAGGAGAAUUCAUACUGGAGAGAAACCUUACAGGUGUAAUGAAUGUGGCAAGACCUUUAGUCGGAAGUCAUACCUUACAUGCCAUCGUAGACUUCAUACUGGAGAGAAACCUUACAAGUGUAAUGAGUGUGGCAAGACCUUCGGUCGAAAUUCAGCCCUUAUAAUUCACAAGGCAAUUCAUACUGGAGAGAAACCUUACAAGUGUAAUGAGUGUGGCAAGGCCUUCAGUCAGAAGUCAUCCCUUACAUGCCAUCUUAGACUUCAUACUGGAGAGAAACCUUACAAAUGUGAAGAAUGUGACAAAGUUUUCAGUCGCAAAUCAAGCCUUGAAAAACACAGGAGAAUUCAUACUGGAGAGAAACCAUACAAAUGUAAGGUUUGUGACAAAGCUUUUGGGCGUGAUUCACACCUGGCACAACAUACUAGAAUUCACACUGGAGAGAAACCUUACAAGUGUAAUGAAUGUGGCAAGAACUUCCGUCACAAUUCAGCCCUUGUAAUUCAUAAGGCAAUUCAUAGUGGAGAGAAACCUUACAAGUGUAAUGAGUGUGGCAAGACCUUCCGUCACAAUUCAGCCCUUGAAAUUCAUAAGGCAAUUCAUACUGGAGAAAAACCUUACAAGUGUAGUGAAUGUGGCAAGGUUUUUAAUAGAAAAGCAAACCUUUCACGUCAUCAUAGACUUCAUACUGGAGAGAAACCUUACAAGUGUAAUAAAUGUGGUAAGGUUUUUAAUCAACAAGCACACCUUGCAUGUCAUCAUAGAAUUCAUACUGGAGAGAAACCUUACAAGUGUAAUGAGUGUGGCAAAACCUUCCGUCACAAUUCAGUCCUUGUAAUUCAUAAGACAAUUCAUACUGGAGAGAAACCUUACAAGUGUAAUGAAUGUGGCAAGGUUUUUAAUCGAAAAGCAAAACUUGCACGUCAUCAUAGAAUUCAUACUGGAAAGAAACAUUAGAAAUAUGAAGAAUGUGACAAAGUUUACAGUUGUAAAUCAAGUCUUGAAAGACAGGAGAAUUCAUACUGGAGAGAAAGCUUACAAAUGUAAGAGUUUGUGACAAGAAUCUUGGGCGUGAUUCACACCUGGCCCAACAAACUAGAAGUCACACUGGAGAGAAACCUUACAAGUGUACUGAGUGUGGCAAAGCCUUUAGUGGGCAGUCAACACUUAUUCACCAUCAGGCAAUCCAUGGUAUAGGGAAACUUUACUAAUGUAAUGAUUAUCACAAAGUCUUCAGUAACACUACAACCGUUUCAAAUCAUUGGAGAAUCCAUAAUGAGAGAUUUUGAAAGUGUAAUAAAUGUGGCAAAUUUUUCAGACAUUGUUCAUACCUUGCAGUUCAUCGGUGAACUCAUGCUGGAGAGAAACCUUACAAAUGUCAUGAUUGUGGCAAGGUCUUCAGUCUAGCUUCAUCUUAUGCAAAACAGGAGACUUCAUACAGGAGACAAACUUCACAAGUAUGAUGAUUGCAGCAAAGCCUUUACUUCACGUUCACACCUAAUUAGACAUCAGAGAAUCCAUACUGGACAGAAAUCUUACAAAUGUCAUCAGUGUGGCAAGGUCUUCAGUCUGAGAUCACCCCUUAAGGAACAUCAGAAAAUUCAUUUUUGAGAUGAUUGUUCCAAAUGCAAUGAGUAUAGCAAACCAUCAAGCAUUAAUUGGCAUUAGAGUCAAUUCAGCAUUGACUUGAGUUUGAAUUGACUUAACAUUGAGUUCAAGCAUUAAUUGACAUUAAAGUGUUUAUGUUAAGAAGAUUGGGCCAGGCGGGGUGGCUCACGCCUGUAAUCCCAGCACUUUGGGAGGCCAAGACCAAUAGAUCACUUGAGGUCAGGAGUUUGAGACCAGACUGGCCAACAGACAUGAGUCACUUUUCCCACCCUGUAUUUUGUUUCUUUAAUAAAAACUGUUACGGGUUUUUAUGGGUAUCUGUUGAAUCUAAAUCACAUUUGUUUGUAUAAUCAUUCAACAAUAUUAAGACUUCCAAUCCAUCAAUAUGGGUUGUAUGUCUAUUUAGUUUUUUUGAUCAAUGUAGAUUUCAAGGUACAAGCUUCUCACCUCCUUAAUUCAGUUUAUUUGUAAGUAUUAAGUUUCAUAGCAAAUUGAAGUGUGUUCAUAAGUUUCUUUAAACAUUAUUUAUUGUUAAUGUAAGGAAAUUCAACUAAUUUUGGGUGCUGAUUUUGUAUUCUGCAAAUACAUUGAGUGGGUUUAUUAGUAUCAGUAAAAUCUUGGUUGAUUCUUUGUGAUUUUCUUUCUUUUUUUUUUGAGACAGUCUCACUCUGUUACCCAGGCUCUUUUCUUUUUUUUUGAGAAGGAGUCUCACUCUUGUCACUUGGACUGGAGUACAAUGGCACGAUCUUGGCUCACUGCAGCCUCUGCCUUUCGGGUUUAAGUGAUUCUCCUGCCUACUAACUGAGAUUACAGGUGCCUGCCACCAUGUCCGUAUAAUUUUUUUGUAUUUUUAGUAGAGACGGGGUUUCACCAUGUUGACCAGGUUUUUCUUGAACUCCUGACUUCAGGUGAUCCGCCCCCAUCAGCAUCCCAAAGUUCUGGGAUUACAGGUGUGAGCCACCGCACCCAGCCAGUGAUUUUCUAUAUAGAAUGUCGUAUCAUCUACAAGGAAAUAAUUUUUUUUUUUGAGACAAUGUCUCUCUCUGUCGCCAGGCUAGAGUGCCGUGGAAUGAUCUUUGCUCACUGCAACCUCUGUCUCCCACGUCCAAGCAAUUCUGUCUCAGCCUCCUGAGUAGCUGGGACUACAGGCGCAUGUCACCACACCUAGCUAAUUUAUUUAUUUUUUUUAUUUUAGUAAAGACGGGGUUUCACCAUGUUGGCCCAGAUGGUGGGCCAACAUGGUGAGUACCUUGAAGAGAACUUGAAAGAAUAUGUUAGAUCGCCUAACCUCAUUAUCCGCCCACUUCGGACUUGCAAAUUGCUGGGAUUAUGGGUGUGAGCCAUGAGCCCGGCCCCAACAAAUGUAAUUUUACUUCUGUCUUUCUGAUUUGGAUGAGUUUUAUUUCUUUUGCUAUUUAAUUGCUCUGCCUAGGACAGCCAGUAUUUAUUGAAUAUCAGGGGUGAGAGCAUUCUUGCAUCAUGUGAUAUCCUACAGGAAAACCAUUCCAUUUUCCUUCAUUGGUUAUUUCAGCUGUGGUCAUUUCAUGGAUGAUUUUUAUAUUUUUGAGGUAAAACUCUACCUAUAUUGUUUAGGAUUUUUACGAAGAAUGAAUAUUGAGUUCUGUGAAAUGCUUUUUCUCUAUCUAUUGAGAUAAUGUGUUUUUUAUCUGUCAUUCUGUGCAAGUGUGUAUCCCAUUGAUUUGAGUAUGUUGAACCAUCCUUGCAUCCCAUGAAUAGGUAGCACUUGGAUGUUUACAAUCCCUUUUUAUAUCCUCUUGAAUACAGUUUGCUAGUAUAAGGGUCUUCAAGAAGUUCAUGGAAAAAUACAUAUUAUGAAAAAUUUGUGCAUAAAUUUCACACUUUUUGUACCAAAAUAAACCAGUAUAAACUUGUUAUAACGUCUGAACAGGCUCUAGUUUGAGGCACUCAGAAGGAUAAGACAUCAGUUUGAAAAGAACCUCUAUCACAGCAAUACAAAUUCUGUUAAAACAAGAAGAAACAUCAAAUUUACGAUGAGACCAGACGCAGUGGCUCAGGCCUGUAAUCCCAGCGGUUUUAGAGGCCCAGGCAGGUGGGUGACGUGAGCCUAGGGAUUCAAGACCAGCCUGGGCGACAUAGGGGACCUCUUCUCUGCUAAAAGUAAAAAAAGUCAGCCAGGUGUGGUGGUGCACUGCUGUGGUCCCAGCUACUCUGGGCACUGAAGUGGGAGGAUCAGUUGAAGCAGGGAUUUUGAGGCUGAAGUGAGCCCUGAUCUCACCACUGCACUCCAGCCUGGGUGACAGAGCUAGACCCUGUCUCAAACAAGCAAAUAAAUGAGAGGCAUAAUUCCUCCUUUGAGAAUAAAGGAAAAGAUUUCCCUUCCUUUUGUCUCUUUUCUCAGGACGUUUAUUUAGAAAAUUUGUAAAUGAGGCCGGGCGUGGUGGCUCACGCCUGUAAUCCCAGCACUUUGGGAGGCUAAGGUGGGCGGAUCACGAGGUCAGGAGAUCGAGACCAUCCUGGCUAACACGGUGAAACCCCGUCUCUACUAAAAAUACAAAAAAUUAGCUGGGCGAGGUGGCAGGCACCUGUAGUCCCAGCUACUCGGGAGGUUGAGGCAGGAGAAUGGCGUGAACCCAGGGGGGCGGAACCUGCAGUGAGCCGAGAUCGCACCACUGCACUCCAGCCUGG